UUGUCCCUCCCAAGGCUGGCUUUGGGCUGCGAUUGCACUUUCUAUCUUUGAUUCGUUCUUCACCUUGGCUGUGAUUCGGGCAAUCCAUCCCUAUUUCUUCCUUCAUCCCCUGUUCACCUAGAGAACAAUCGGUUGUCACUUCGCUAUCUGAAUGCCGUUCUUCUCCAAAUUGCUGCUCCUGGCGAGCAUCUUCCCUUUCUAUGCAUUCUGCACAGAAGCCCACCCCGGAAAACCAAUGCGCAACAGGAUGAUCCAUUUGCCUCUUGCUCCAGCUCACAAUAUGGCACGCACCGAUGUUCACCCGCUAGAGCUGUAUAGCCACCACUGGAACCGCGCACAACGUCGCCACGCACGCAUGACCGGUGGGGAUGGAAUGGCCUUGGAAGAAAAACGGCUGUAUAUCCCACCCCGCCCUUCCAAGAUCAGUGUGAACACGCGUAGCUUACGAGUGCAUCGUGGAGGCAAUUUGCCUAAGUUUGCAAAAAAGACCAACCAGAUCUUGAAAUCCCCCUGGUGGUGGCCCAUGCAAAGAACAAAACUGAUGAUGAUGAUAUCGGGCGCGCUCGAAAGGGCAAAAAAGGUGCACACAGACAUGGCGGCGCAUGCCCUGGAGGCAAGGCUGUUGCAAAUAGCACUCACAUUAAACACAAAAUGAAAUUUGCAAAUUGCACGGGCACUACCAUAGGGAAAAACGAAGGCAAUGCCACUGGUUUUCCACAAGGCAACUUGGCCGCUGCGCAAGAUGGUGG
This is a messenger RNA of Cantharellus anzutake, 749 nucleotides long. RefSeq lists its product as uncharacterized. The transcript has 5 exons. Bases 152 to 655 code for a protein of 167 amino acids. The record is from RefSeq and is a predicted model, not a curated record. Lineage: Eukaryota; Fungi; Basidiomycota; Agaricomycetes; Cantharellales; Hydnaceae.